Messenger RNA from Periconia digitata, 2617 nucleotides. The record is from the annotation of a GenBank genome assembly. NCBI's taxonomy places the organism in Eukaryota, Fungi, Ascomycota, Dothideomycetes, Pleosporales, Periconiaceae.
AUAUCUUGCAUCCCCUCAUCCUUCCCCCGACUUUUUGCUGCCCACGCCGCUGGUGCUGAUCACAUGCAAUCCUCUCACAUCGCCUCAGGUUUUACAAACCUCAACAGCUUACUCAAUCACGACUCCCCUACCCAGUCCACUGACCAACCACAACAACCACAACAACAACAGCAACACGCCUCCUUCACGCCUUCCAACUCCACCACCUCAUCGACUACCACCGCUACUGGCUCUACCCAAACUCCCAUGGCGACAGCCGCUGUGAGCCUCAUGGCGCCCCUUCUUCAGAAUGCCCAAUCCAACCAGGACGAUGCUCGCCAGGAUCUCCCGCGGCCUUAUAAAUGCCCGCUGUGUGAAAAGGCCUUCCACCGUCUUGAGCAUCAGACUCGUCACAUCCGAACCCACACUGGCGAAAAACCUCAUGCCUGCUCCUUCCCUGGAUGCUCAAAACGUUUCAGCCGCUCUGAUGAGCUGACUCGUCAUUCACGGAUACACAACAACCCCAACUCUCGCAGAGGCAACAAACAACAUGCUGCUGCCGUUGCCGCUGCCGCUGCCGCCGCCGCCUCUGGAAUGAUGGACCACCAGAACGGCAUGGCUCACAUGAUGCCUCCUCCCUCGAAGCCUAUCCACUCCCGUUCUGCGCCCAGUUCCAACAUCGGCUCGCCCAACGUUUCCCCUCCUCACUCCUUCUCCACCUACUCACCCAACGUGGCUUCUGAUCUUUCGUCCUAUCGAAGUGGUGGCUCCCAAAGUACCAACGGCAGCCCCAACGCAUUGUCCCGAAACAUCGACCUCCUUGCAGACGCUGCCUCAAAGAUUGAGCAGCGCCAUCACGGGCACACUCAUUCCUAUUCCCAAGGAAAUCGUCACCUGACCAGCCACGGGUACCACCCUUACCAGAACACUGCUCGUCUACCAGGUCUAUCGCAGUAUGCCUAUUCCUCGCAGCCCAUGUCCCGAUCGCAUUCCCACGAGGAAGAUGAUCCUUAUAUGCACCGGAUGACGAAGAAAUCAAGACCAGGAUCCCCAUUGUCCACGGCUCCACCAUCUCCCACUUUUUCGCAUGAUUCGUGCUCGCCAACUCCGGACCACACCCCACUGGCAACGCCUGCUCAUUCGCCUCGCCUGCGUCCUCACGGGUUCAGCGAUGUGCAACUCCCUCACCUUCGACACCUGAGCUUACAUCAUGUCCCCGCUCUGGCUCCCAUGGAACCAUCCGCAAACUCUGAACAGCCCUAUGUCCCCGUGCAAAGCACUGGCCUGCGGAUAGGCGACAUUAUUUCGAAGCCGGAGGGUGCACAGCGCAAGCUGCCCAUUCCCCAAAUACCGAAACUAGCUGUCCAAGAUUUGCUAAACACCCCUUCGGGCGGCUUCUCAUCCGGUAAUUCGUCCGCAACAGGAUCAUUAGCGGGCAACGAUUUGGCGGAUCGUUUUUAAUUGUCGUCACGACAUUGCACUGCACUGCAUGGAGUUUGGAAGCAUCAUUUGGCAUUUUUGUCUCAGCAAAGCUAGCGUUUAGACGGGACGUGGGGGGAUUUCUUUUUUUGGUAAUGCCACCGGUUGUUCUUAACGAAGACAAUGACGAUCAGGCUCGCUAUUCACCGGUAGACUUUCUUGUUACUUUCUGUUUAGUCGGACUCAAUCAUACCCGCGGAUUGAGCGAUCCGCAGUUCAGCUUCUCCUUUUUUUUGUGUAUUUUAACAAGGAUUCUCUUCUUGGGUCGAUCACAUGUCGGGUUUGUGUGAGUGGGAGUGGGGGGCGGGGAAGGACCCCGGGGGGAGCGAAGCUGGUGCUUAUUGGCAGCGGCAUUGAUAGAUGGAUAGCUCCAGUGCGUAAUUGAAACACUCAACUUCGACACGUUCCGUUCCUCUGCUAUUUUCCAUUACGAGAUGGGAAGGGCGAAAAAGCAAAAAGCUGGGUGACGUGCUUCUGAUGCCAAGUGGUGAAGAGAUAGGCUUACAGGCUAACUGGACUAGUUGGACGCAGACUUGGCAAUGGGGUGCAGGCGUCCCCUCCUCCCACCCCUCCCCCCUCACAAUCAGAGCAACAUCAGGAGACGAUAUCUGCUCGUACUGCAUGCAGUAAGGGUUUUGCAAGGGCGGUGAGGAUAGCCAGCGUGUCGGGAUGUCCGUUCCCAGCCCUUUCGCGUAACCAGCACAUUCCGGCGACCACUACCACCACUCCACAACCCCGUCUUUUGAGCCGUCUGUCCUGGUUCUCCCAGACUCCGCAAUGGCUAGCUGGGCACAAGCGUCAUCAGUCAGUCGUCAGUCAGAUAGCAAUAGCCUUCAAAUCUUGGAAUGGCCGCGGUGCGCGGAGAAAAACUCGUUUCACCUGCCUCAUUCGGCCUCCGCGAUACCAACAGUCACCCAUGCCUGCCCCGCCAGAUGAUUGUCUUUUUUUUCCUUCUCCUUCUAUUGUCUAUUACCCCUUUGGCCUUGUCGUCAUUAACAGCUGUCGGCACUUGAAUCGAUGUGUCUUAUCUAUGCACAAGGAGUGGGCGGCCACGGCAUGCGAGGCCGUACGAGCAAAAUCAAAUGCACCCCAGAUCCGACAACUCCGCAUGGUUGAUGACCCCCCUGGGGCACGUCCAGAGAGCAUGGCAAAACAACAG